AUGCCUCUCUCUCUCAUCCCUUCGCCGACCAUCCUCGUCCCCCAGCUCCCGCCCAAGACUCUCGUCGGCAUCGAUCUCGUCACCUUCACAUCCACACCCAACUUCCACGGCAUCCGGGACCUACCCAGCGGCUGGCACUUCCUGUACACAGGGACAACUGCAAGUUUCUCACUGAGAUGCGGGGCAUGGUUUUACGUCGGCAACAUCGGCGUCUUUGACAGCGGCAGCAACCAAAACAACGCUGGGACGAUCGUGCGGGCAUCAGCAGGCAGCCAUGGGCCGGACAUCUACAUCUGGAAGUGGAACUCGGAAUCAGAAACAAUGGAACCACUCAGAGCAGAUAGCGAGGCAGACAGACAGGAAGCGAUGCGGCACAAAGCGAAUCUAGGGACUGUGGCGCAACGCGGUGGGCUGUUCAGUUACCGCAGCCGUGUCUCAUCGCGGAUGAUCCAGGCGCAAAGCGAGCAGCAAGGCCCCAUGCAGGACGAGAUUGACGAAGAAGAAGAACAGGAAGGCAGGAAGGAUUGGGCAGACUUGACGAAGAACAUCACGCCGAAACUGUUUUCGCGGAUCAGAGGCGAUCCCGAACUGGACGUUGACAAUCGGCCGCGGUGGAUGGUGACUACUGGUAGCAGUGCGGAGAGGGAUAGCGAUAGGAUACCCGGGCUGGAGCAGAACUCGGAGGAACUCGAGCAGGUCACUGGGGAGCCGGAGAGCGAGUUUGCGUUUUUGCCAGUUGAUCUGAAACGAACCUGGAGAGAAGGCGCUGUUGGACGCGAGAGGACUGAAGCGGCACAGGAUCGGUCCUGGGCGCUAGGCGAUCUGGUAGACCGGUACUCUGACAACGAAGGCAAAGAAGGAGGCCAAAGUGGAGAAGCCCAGAUUUUGGGAGAACUACAGUUCACCUUCCUGAUGGUUCUGACUCUCAUGAACUACUCCUGCCUGCAGCAGUGGAAGAGGCUGCUGGAGCUCGUGCUAACCUGCCAAAAUGCCAUCAAGACUCGAGAAUCAUUCAUGGCGAGCGUACUGCGAUUACUCUUGUUACAGCUCAAACGGUGUGAUGAUGUCGAAGGCGGACUAUUUGAUAUCGAUGGAGAGGAAGGUGGAGAAUUCCUGCGCAGGCUCCUAAUGAAAUUCCGACGGUCACUAUACGAAGUCGUCGACAACCCGGGGGCUGCAGUCAAGACCGAGUUUGACAAGCUAGCUACAUGGGUUAAGAACGAAUAUGAUUGGGAAUUGAACCGCGAAGCGAUCGUCCGCCGAGGCAUGGUUCAGCUGGAAGACGGGGAGCAAGUUGAGUUGGAAAUGAAUGAUGAGGAUGGAGACGACGAGACUGGGGAGUAUGCUCCAAUAGUUGUCGACCUUGAAGAAGGGACCACAGCGCAAGACCUUGAUAUCGAGGCGGAUGACAGCACCCAAUGCACAACAACACCAUUGCCUCACAGGAGCGAAUGA
Aspergillus clavatus NRRL 1 is the source of this 1455-nucleotide messenger RNA. Its product is annotated as AAR2 splicing factor family protein. The record is from RefSeq and is a predicted model, not a curated record. Bases 1 to 1455 code for a protein of 484 amino acids. The transcript has a single exon. Gene Ontology annotation, biological process: spliceosomal tri-snRNP complex assembly. Lineage: Eukaryota; Fungi; Ascomycota; Eurotiomycetes; Eurotiales; Aspergillaceae.